Molecule: messenger RNA, 5981 nt
Organism: Motacilla alba alba
Lineage: Eukaryota; Metazoa; Chordata; Aves; Passeriformes; Motacillidae
Gene: RFTN2
Product: raftlin family member 2
Exons: 9
Coding region: 806-2227 (473 amino acids)
Source: RefSeq, a predicted model, not a curated record
GAUUUAACUUAGUUUUGUCUUGUUUGACUUACAGUAAAUCUUAGGCACUUUUAUCAAGGCUAGCCAAAAUGUAAGACUUUUAUUUUGAAACACAAAUCAUGACGAAGGUUCUUACUUGUAUAAAAUUACAAUGGAAACUGCUGAAGUAUUUUUAACGACCAAACUCUCCAAAUUAUACAACUGUCCUCGUUAAGGAAGCUGGCUAAAAACUGUUAAGAGAUUUUUCCGAGUUUCCUGUGAGUCACAUACUGCCAUCCGUACUCGCUUUGAAUAAUGGUUGUCUGAAUUCAGUGUGACGGUUCAGAAAAUACACUGUGCCUGAGCCUUAAUUGAAUAACAAUUUUUUAAAUGCACUCAACUUCCGAAAACAGGCUGUCAUUGUCCUUGUUUCUUUAUGCAGAAGUAAGUCUGUUCCUUAGUUGUAUAUCAGGAGUAACUUCCCCUAUUACGCCCACCGCAGUCUCUCGGUAGAAGUUUCUGUUAUAAGAGUCUGAGUUUUGUCGUACUUUUUUUCCCCAAAUGCCUUACUUGUAGUUGUUGAAUAGUCUUUUGAAAUUGUGACUGAAAUGAAACAAAAUCUGUAUGCAUAGCUAGAGGCAGACAGUGCUCUGUGGGAUACUUCCUUCCCGAGGGUGUCCCAUCUCUAACAGAGCAACUCCCUGUUCCACGAAGUUGAAAACAUAAACAAGCCCAGAUGGCUGCCCUCAGAGCACAGACAGCUCCGUUUUACAGUCACUUCAUAGUAACUGGCAUUUUGUAGCAACCCAAUCUACUGGAAAUGCUUAAUAACAAGGACUUGAAGUAAAUGCUGUUACUAGAAGGCUUGGAUAAAGGGAAACAGUCGUCUUCAAAUCCAGAAGUUAUCAAGAUCAGUUCUGUGUUGGAUAUAGCAUCUCAGGUGGAAGAAUAUUACAGCAAAGGCUAUGUUGUAGGAGCUGUGCAUCCCAUUAUGCUGCCAGUUGGACGGAGAAGGAGUUUCCCUGCAAGUCACAUGUAUCGAGUGGUACUCUCACGGUUAAAGCUAAGCCAGAAGCACGCAGCACCCAGAGGACAAAGGCACCCCAGGCUGGUGAUUGAGGAAUGUCCUUUAACAUAUGAAACACUGACAAAUGAAGUAGUGAAAGAACUGCUAGAAAAGGUUAAUGAAGCUGCUAAAAGAGGAAAGAAGUUUGUGGGAUUUGUAACACAACAUUUUCCUCAGCCUAAAGCCUGUAAUGGAACAAGUGCAGAUGGAGGUGCAGAGCUGGAAUCAACGCUGGGCAGAAGAAAUCGGGAACACAGAAGAGAAAACUUUGAGGAAAACUAUAAAAACUGGAAUGAAGGGACAUUGAGCGGUCACUCAUCUGAGAGUGGGAUAGAGGAGGAAAUGCAUGGAGAAAGCAGACUGUUAGAGGAUUCAGAUUUCCAGUUUGGAAAAGAAGUCAGCCCUUCUAAACCACGAAAAGGAGAUGACAAGCUCUAUACAGUCUUCAACGUUUUUGAUGAUGAUUCUACCUGCUGGACCUACCAUGAAGGUGUUUUGUCUAUGAAAGUAACAAGAAAGGGGCCAGUUGUUAGUACACUGGAAGCAGACUGGCUAGAAUUAACUACAUUUUAUUAUAAACAAGGAUUGGCCUUAGUUGAUUCUUUUGUACACUGGGAAACUUCUAAAGGGGAUUAUUUGCCCAAAUCUUUAGAAGGAUUAUUUAUCUAUGAAGAAGAAGGUGCUGGGGUUCCAGGUUCUAACAGGAAAGGAAAUGAUGCAAUAGUUGUUGAACAAUGGACAGUCAUUGAGGGGUGUGAAAUUAAAACAGAUUAUGGACCUUUACUGCACACGCUGGCUGAGUUUGGAUGGCUCCUGACCUGUGUCCUGCCUACACCAAUUGUACGACAUGACAGUGAAGGAAAUCUGGCCACAAAGCAAGUAAUUUUUCUUCAGAGACCUGUUAUGUGGAGUUCUGCUGUCCAGACACCAGAGAGGAAAUCCUUAAGACAAAUGACUGGGGAAGAAAAAGGCAGGGUGUCCAGCAGAAGUGUUGGAUCAGACACAGCUACUUUCUGCCCUGUAGAAACUGGACAACCACCUGAUGAGUUUCACCUAUCUCCUUCUAAACAAUGUUGGAUCAAGGAGGGAUCCUCCCAUUAUGGAGGCUUUCCAGGAUUCAGUAGCAGUGAUGGAGUGUUAAGGGAACUGGAUGAUGGACAGUUUGACCAGGAGGAUGGAGUCACUCAGGUCACGUGUAUGUGAUAAGUAAGUAACUGCAUCAAAUGGACAUGUACAUAAAUCACACAAAUGGGUUUUUUUUAAAACUACACUACUUUAAAUACGUUGGUAUAAUCCUUCCCAAACUCUUUGUAUUUUUGUCAUUUUCCAUGUUGUGUUAAUCCUACUGUAGUAAUAAUACUACUGCAAAAUAAUUUGUUUUUCUGUCUGUCUUUAAUAGUAUAACUACAUGACUUGGGUGCUCUGCUAACUUGUUAAUGCUUUUGACAAGCAAGGAAGCAAAAGCAGCAAAACAGUGACAGUUUCAAUUGUGUGAGAGAGAAAGGAAUGAGGAUGUUUAGAAUGUUCCACAAGCUGGAGGAAUGCUUUUGGGUUUGUUUGGUUGUUUUAUUGUUUGGGGUUUUUUAAGGAUGUUGUAAAUAUUGGUGGGAAAAAAUUAACUGUCUGGCUGUUUUUAAGUUUUAAUAUAAUUUUCACUUUAUUUGCCUUGCAUAAGUUCAAAAGCCUAGAGAACUGUCAAGUCUUACACUAGAGUGUUAAUAAUUUAAGCUACAUUCAGACUUGGUAUGGACAGAAAAACUCAGGAGGCUGUAGGUAGGUAACUUGUUCCUGGAAUAUAACUUCACCUAUGCAGUUUUCACAGGGUUCCUUGUACAUGUAAGGCAGGAGCUUAUAAUUUGUAUUAUAAUGAUGUGUUCAUAAUGUACUUGUGAGUGGAAAUUAAGAACUGCUCAUCCCCUGAAAGAUAACUUGCAGUCUGUAAACAAGUAGUUUGAGAAGCUCCCUAGGAAGCAUUGAGAGCAGUGUGAUGCUGCUAAUGCAUUGGAGGAAGAUGUAGGUUAAAUAUCAUAGGCAGUAUUAGAUGGAUGUAUAUAUAAAAAUGUCUCAGCUAAAUGUAUCUCACACUGGAUAAAGUGUAUUGAGCUGCAUCCAAUAGCAGACUUGAUGUUCAGAGGAAAGGAUCGAGUUGCUGUGCUUCCAUCCUUGCUAUGGGGAGGAGCUGCUUGCAUUAAGGGAGAUUAAUGCUGGCAAGGUGCUGUGGGGAGAGGAACAAACAGCAACUGCUUUUAUGCUGCUGUCUGGAAAGUGUAUUUUACAGAGGAGAAGCCAUAUAAAAAUGCAUCUCCAGAAGGUAAAUGUGAUUUUAACUACAUGUGCAUUUUUAAUUUAGUUCUAGAAGCAAAAAAAAAAAAAAUUAUAAAUGCUAAUCAUCUCUAAGCUAGUGUAAAAUAAUUUGGUCAAAAUAAGUCAGAACUGAGCAAAUGUAUUCGUAACUCCACUCUCAAUGUUUGCAGUACAGCACACACAUCACCCAGGGAUUUUGGUACCUGUCUUUAUGUGUUGUGCUGCAAACAUAGAUGUCAUUAAUCAUUUACCUACAACACCCUGUUCCCCAUGGAUGGCAUCCUACCAGCUGCUGUGGGACUCUGCCUAAUCCACAGUGGUAGAUGCUGGCACUAAAUGCAGUGGGCAGAUCAAUGCAGUGACUGGAACACCAACAAUUAACUCCAAAUGAGCACCCCAGGAGAUGGCCAGGAGAGUGGAGGUUCAGCUGAAGUCUCAGAGCUGUGCAGAAAGAACAUAGUUUUGCUUACUGACAUAAGCAGCUAAUUCAUGCAGAAAAAUAAAUAAUUUUAUAGGGCAGGGGGGUAGGAGGAAAAACUCAUUCUACUGACAUAAUUAGCAUAGGGGGAGCUUGAAAUAAUAUUGUUUUGGAGCUGCUUCCUGAGCUACUUACGAAAUUCUUACUGGCAGGCUUGCUGAUUUUUUCUUUGGAAGAGCAACUCUUAACUGUUUGUAGCAGGUUGGGAGGUUUUCUUCCAAAAAAAAUCUACAGCUCUGGCGAUUAAGCUUCAACUUUUUUCCCCAUUGCAUGCUGUGGGGAGUGAUGGGAGCACCUCCAAUAGGAGGUACAGUAAGGAACCCCUUCUGGCAAAGGCUCUUCUUCUCUGAGCUUUCCCACCAGCAUCUCGAGGUCAGGGAUGUAGGGCAUGAGCCUUGUGUUCAUUCCCUGUCUGGGGCACUGUAGGAGGAAGAUCCCUCUGCUGACAGGGCGAGUGCUGGGCUGGGUGUCCCUGCAGAGCCUGCCCAAGUGCUCUUUCUCUUGUGGCACUGCUCUGGGAGCACUGGUCAUGCUCACAGACAGCAGGGAUCUCCUCCAUGGGACACAGAUGGAGAAGAAAUAUGAAAGUACAAGUUACAGCUAUCUCUGGGCAGAAAGCCAGGUAACUCUAGCAUAUUAAAAAUGGAGUAACAGCUGGUCUCAUGCAACCUGGAAUAUGUUGUUCUACUUCUAGAAGUAGUUUUUAAUGAGUUAUCCAAAACGUGUGUGUGUAAUUUUAACCAUUGGUCAUUCUCCAUACAAGUCCAGUCUGUAAAAUGGGCAAAAAUUGGUCCAGAACUCCAGUUCUGAAUAGUUCAAGUUAGAGCUUUUAAAGUAUAUCAAAGAAAUAACCUUUUAUAAAGCAAGAUCCUUGCUUAAGAUAGUUAACAUUAGUGAACCCUAAACCAAAACUGAGCUAUAAGUAAGUUACAAAGUAUAAAGUAGUACAUUUAAUGCAGUUACUCUUUCUAGAAUGCACUCAUUGGAUAAAAAUUACUUAAUUUUUAACUGAGAUCUUUCCAUGUCACCUGUUAAAAGGGCAGAAAAUUCAAAUAAAAUAAUAUCUUUCUAAGAGAAAUAUUCUCCUUACAAUUAAUGGGAUGUACAGAAGAGGGACUGUUUUGGAACUAGGGUGGAAAUUGAGUAUGCCCUGGAUGUCCACAGGUACACUAGAACAUCAUCACUUUCAGCAAGAAAGGCUUCUUUUAAAAUGAAAUAAAGCCAUAUUCUUUUUCAGUAGCCCUCAGUUUUGACUAUGCUUUAGUCCUUGCUCAUCAAUCUCACAGCUGUUGACAAUGCUGCAAACCUCUGGCUUCCUUUCUGUGUUUUUAAUGCAGUAUAAGUAAGCUAAAUUGUUUCCACUGAACCCACUCAGCAGUUCCUGGAUUGUUAAGGACAGCUGUGGUUUUUAAUGUCAUUUGUCUCAUAGUAUCAAAUUUGCCUGUGCUGUAGAAAUAUUCAUCUGAAUUGUUUGCUUUUGGCAGUCAGGACAAGUUGUUUGCUCAGCCUGUGUGAAGACAGUGCAAGAAUUAUCUGACUUCAUGCACUUGACCAUUCAUCUUCCUAAGGCUUGGAUGCUGAAACUGAAAAGAUUGAAAAUGCUUCUAAAACAAGUUCUGGAAAAUCUUCUGGUUUGUUCCUUGUAAAAAAUUCUGAGAGAUCACUCUUACCUUACUUGGAUGAGGGAAAAAGGGAGGGUGCAUUUUGGGUAUAGAUUUGAUUUCAGAUCCCCAUCACCUGUCUGGCACAAACCAGAGCAUUAAGGUUUGCCUUUACUGGUGUGGUAAUCAGCACUGCCCACUAAGUAAAGCAGCUUUGUAAAUCAGAAGAAUUCUCUGAAAAAAACCCAGUAAGUACGCUUUUUGUAGUCAUUAACGAGACUUCAGCCAGGGGCCUGUGUGUUUGAAAUGUAGUAGGGAAACCCCUUUCCUGAUUGUGACAACAGAAAUGCUCUGCAACUAUUAGAAAGAACAGAAGGCAGCCAUGUUCAUGAACCUCUGCAAAAGAUUGUUUAUACUUUCUGAUGCUUAAAUUGUUUGGAGAGGAAAUAGUUUUCUAAUGUUUACAAACAGGAAGAAACUGUCCACAGUUAAAUAUUUUGUACUUUGCUUGUAACUGUCAGAACAGUUUAUUUACUUACCUGGUCAGCUGCAAUAAAUGGCUGCUUCACUUGUU